AAACUUUAUUUUAAAGACUCCUACUUUUGGUACAAUAAAGUUUUGAUUCGUUUGCGGUUUUGAUUUCAAAUCAUAUUCAUCCUUUUCCGUGAAUGCGGGCACAUAUCACUUACAAAACUUUUCAAAAAUGCAAAAUCGACUUCUUUCACUCGUGCUAAUAUAUUGUCACACAGGGUUUUGCAUAAAUAACGAUGUUUUCAAACUUGUUUUGUAACUAUUUCUGUCUGUAUGUUUUCCUUUUUUUUCAUUAUUUUUUGGAAUGUUGUUCAAUCUAUUUUAGUACUUUCCACACUGGUUGUAGAAUGUAAACGGCGUUCAUCUUGACCAUUUUAUUUUUCAUUUUGACGCUGCAUUCUGCUAUUUCGUUAAUGUUUUCAAAGCACCUGGUCUUUACGGAGAUCAUUUGAAGGACUGCAAGAGUUCUCUGCGCAGAAAACAAAUCGUUACAACUACAAUGUUAUCGUUGACCAGAGUUUAACCACAGACCAUACCUCGUAAAUGACAGCGGGAUCGUGUACACCUAUAUGAAAUAAAACACCACAUUUGUUCAACUGAGAUUCGAUGCUGACUGGCGCUGGGCAAUGCAAAUAAAUACAUUAAAUGCACGCCUUCAUCACCGCCUCAAUCAUUAGUGCCAUCUCCGUAGCACGAGUGAUGAAUGUCUGUAGUUAUUGUUGAAUCAGCAUCGAUUCAUUCGGUCUUCUUCCAAAGCCUGACCGGCGCUUUCGUUACAUCACCCAUGUUACCUUUUUAUGGUAGCUAAAGUGAGUUUUAGACUUCGAUUAAGAGGAAGCUGUUUAUGCGAGUCAGCUGAGUGCAGAGGAUCUCACUCGACACAUGCAGACCGAGUGAAAAGACAAACGACUGAAAUGGUACGAGAUGAAUCUGAGGAGAAACAGACGAAAAGUGCCCCAUCAAAUAGACCUUUUGAUAUUGUUAACUUAUUCGCGCCCGAUAAGCCUUCGAAAAAGGAGACAAGUCCUACACAGUGGAGACCCUCGGUUCCAAUCAGACCAAAUAUGGGACUAAUGGAACCGAAUGUACUUUCUGCAAAUGGUGGCAGACCUUAUCUUGCUCGCUUUUCAAGCCCAUUUACACCCGAUGCGUUUAAUCCAUUCCUCGGUUUGUCUCCUUUUGUACGUUUCCCGCCUCAGCCAUUCUUGGGUGACCGUAGAUUACCUUUUCCUUAUUGGCAAUCGACAUUCCUUGCAACUCCUUUCACAAAUCCGUUCGUGCGUGUCGGAAAUGGAACAGAAAACGCAUUUAAACAAACUUUGCGCGGAACUGCCCCGUCGAAUGUAAGCGAGAAGAAGAAACCGGAACAGACCUACAACGGACAAACGUUCGAUUGCCUCAACUGUAAGAAGGUUUUCAGCACGCCGCACGGUUUGGAAGUACACGUGCGGCGUUCGCAUUCUGGACAGCGCCCGUUCGCUUGCGACGUGUGCGGGAAAACGUUUGGCCACUCAGUCAGCUUAGAACAGCAUAAGAACAUCCAUACGAACGAAAGAUCGUUCGAGUGUAAACAAUGCAACAAAACUUUUAAGCGCUCAUCUACCCUCUCAACACACAUGUUGAUUCACUCAGACACAAGACCCUUUCCUUGCGACUACUGCGGGAAGAGAUUCCAUCAAAAGUCUGACAUGAAGAAACAUACAUACAUUCAUACAGGAGAAAAGCCUCAUAAGUGUCUGCAGUGUGGCAAGGCGUUCAGCCAGUCUUCAAAUCUUAUCACACACAGUCGCAAACACUCCGGUUUCAAACCGUUUGCUUGUCGCGUUUGUGAUCGAGCGUUCUACCGUAAAGUCGAUCUAAGACGUCAUGCUUACACCCAUGAAAUGGACCCAAUGACGAUGAAAGAUUCUUAGAAUAUUUCUCAGUGAUAUUUUCUACUUUGAUAAUUUGUUAAACUAAACAUGCCAAACCAAGGCGUGAUCUAAUGCUUUUUUUUUUUUUUUUCAAAUAAUGAUGUUGAAAUAAAAUCAAACGAGUAGAGUUUAUGAUAUGACCUAAAUUCUGGGACACUUGUCACAAUAAAUUUGUGGCAACUGAGAAAACAGAAGAGAUUUGUACGUAAAAAGCUGUAGAAGAGAUCAAAAUCAAUCGUUUGUUAAUUAUAAAAAGCUAAGCUCUUUCUAAAUAAAAUCGUAUUUCUUGUUUUUGAAAAGUUGUUAACCGUAUGCCAAAACGUCUGUACAUAUAAAAAAGAGAAACAACACAUGUUAAAUGCAUUGAUUAAGGAUAUAUAUACAUCAACCUUUUAAUAAAAUGUGUUUUAAAUUCU
Molecule: messenger RNA, 2284 nt
Organism: Stylophora pistillata
Lineage: Eukaryota; Metazoa; Cnidaria; Anthozoa; Scleractinia; Pocilloporidae
Biological process (GO): regulation of transcription by RNA polymerase II
Cellular component (GO): nucleus
Molecular function (GO): RNA polymerase II cis-regulatory region sequence-specific DNA binding; DNA-binding transcription factor activity, RNA polymerase II-specific
Source: RefSeq, a predicted model, not a curated record